Bombyx mori (domestic silkworm) is the source of this 690-nucleotide messenger RNA. RefSeq names its product glutathione S-transferase epsilon 5 (gene GSTe5). NCBI's taxonomy places the organism in Eukaryota, Metazoa, Arthropoda, Insecta, Lepidoptera, Bombycidae. Gene Ontology annotation, biological process: glutathione metabolic process. The record is from RefSeq and is marked provisional. Gene Ontology annotation, molecular function: glutathione transferase activity. The coding region runs from base 1 to 690 and encodes 229 amino acids. The transcript is spliced from 5 exons.
AUGGUGCUUACUCUUUAUAAGUUGGACGCCAGUCCGCCCGUGCGUUCCGUCUACAUGGUGAUUGAAGCUUUAAAGAUAAGGGACGUGGAGUACGUCGAUGUGAACCUGCUUGAAGGAUCGCAUUUGAAAGAGGAAUUUCUAAAGAUGAACCCGCAACAUACAAUUCCUUUGUUGAAAGACGACGAUUUCUUGAUUUGGGACAGCCACGCUAUAUCCGGUUAUUUGAUCAGCGUAUACGGAGCUGAUGACUCUCUCUACCCAAACGAGCCCAAGAAAAGAGCGUUAAUCGACCAGCGUUUGCACUUUGAUAGCGGUAUACUGUUUCCUGCUCUACGUGGUGUUGCCGUAAUUAUCUUCUUCAACUUAUUAUGUCUUGGACAGGAUGAAUUGAUUAUCUUCCGCGGCGAGAAAGAAAUACGACCAGAGAACUUGGCCAAGAUCAAAUCGGCCUAUGACUUCACAGAGAAGAUUCUCUCUUCAGAUUGGAUUGCCGGUGAUGAGUUCUCCUUGGCCGACAUUUGCUGCGUUACUUCCAUCAGCACGUUGAACGAGAUGGUUCCAAUUGACGGAAGCUUAUAUCCUAAAUUAGCUUCGUGGUUAGACCGUUCCUCUCAACUGCCGAUCUACAAAAAAGCCAACGAGCCAGGACUUCUGCAAUUCCGAGAGAUAUUCAAAAAUAAAACCUCCUAA